AUGGCGUCACGUAUCAGCGACACGAUCAAGAAGGACCAUCAAGAGAUCGAGUCUUACUACAACCAGAUCCUCGACGCCACCGACAAGACGGAGCAAAUUCGGUUCCAGAAUCAAUUCACCUGGGAACUGGCUCGUCAUUCAAUUGGAGAGGAGUUGGUCGUUUACCCGGCUUUCGAAAAGCAUGUCCCUCACGGCCGCGAGCUUGCCGACAAGGACCGUCAAGAGCACCAGUCAGUCAAAGAACAACUGAAGAAAUUCCAGAACAUGGACCCGUCCGAUGCUGAAUUCAUUCCUACGAUUAAAGCUCUUAUGCAAGAUCUGCGACAGCACAUCAAGGAAGAAGAAGCUGAUGAUCUACCAAAACUGGAGACGGCGCUCCCGCAGGAGCAAAGUGAGCAGCUCUCAACAACAUUCGGACGAACAAAGAUGUUCGUCCCCUCUCGCUCCCUACCCGAGUGCCCCAGACAGGCCUCCGUUCGAGACGGUGGUUGGCCUUCUCACCGCACCGAUUGA
Penicillium chermesinum is the source of this 513-nucleotide messenger RNA. RefSeq lists its product as uncharacterized. NCBI's taxonomy places the organism in Eukaryota, Fungi, Ascomycota, Eurotiomycetes, Eurotiales, Aspergillaceae. The coding region runs from base 1 to 513 and encodes 170 amino acids. The transcript is spliced from 2 exons. The record is from RefSeq and is a predicted model, not a curated record.